CACGAGCCAAUUGGGUCCUCGGGUGCAACCCUUCAUCAUCAACACAAAAGAAGAGUCAAAUUCAGCCCUCUUUCUCUUUUGCCUUGCCGUAAUGCCUACUUCGAUUCCGCUUUGCAAAGCGAAAGACGGUUAGGUGGUACUCCGGCUCCGUUUAGCCUCUCCCCCAUUUCCCUUUCUAACCUGCGCCACUCUCCCUCGUCCUUUCUGUGAUGCUAUCUGGUUCUAAUUUUAAUUUAAUACUAGUAUACCUGUGAAAUUGUACGGUCGCCACCUGUCUGUCUUGUCUCUCCGUUCUGGUUUUUCCGAUCCGAUCACCAAAACCCUAGCUCCCCAAAUUCUAGAGAUAGAAAAAGACUGAGAUUCUAGAGAUCAAAUGCUGUUUUCCCAUCCUCAAUUCUAGCGAGAGAGGAAGUUGAUUCUAGGGGGACAAAUAGAAUCGUUAAAGACGAAGUAGGGAGAGAAAGAAACCAUCAUUCUCAAUUCUCAGAGAGAAAGGGGGAGUGAUGUUUCUUUCUCAUCGUCAAUUGUAGGUUGAGAGAGGUAUCGAAUGAUCAUCUUCGAUUCAUGAAUCAUAUCUUCAAAUCCUAGAGAGAGAACGAGAAUCUACAGAGAGAGUGAGAGAGAUCAGGUGGCGAUGAUGAGGAGGAGUAGUCCGCCGAAGCACAGACACGAUGGGACUUCGCCACUGCCAUUGGGGAUGGACUGGAGUCCUCCUCCGCGGAAAUGGAGUGGGCGGGACACUGUUUGGCCACAUGAUUAUCACACAGGGUGGAGUUACUGUGUCAUAAUUCCUUCCUGGGUUGUCCUUCCAAAAUCAAGAGAUUCAGAUCCUGUAGUGUUUUACAGGGUUCAGGUUGGUGUACAAUCACCAGAAGGGAUCACAACUAUGAGGGGGGUAUUAAGAAGAUUCAAUGACUUCUUGAAGUUAUUUACUGAUCUUAAAAAGGCAUUUCCCAAGAAAAAUAUUCCACCAGCUCCUCCAAAGGGCCUCUUGCGGAUGAAAAACAGGGUCUUAUUGGAACAGAGAAGGCGCUCUUUGGAGGAGUGGAUGGCAAAGCUACUAUCUGACAUUGAUUUAUCGAGAAGCAUUUCAGUAGCAUCCUUUCUUGAACUAGAGGCUGCUGCUAGAGCUUCAUUCCAAGAUGUAAAUCAGCAAAUUUCAGAAGCGAAUCCUUCUGCCAAUGGCACAAUUUCUUCACUUCAGCAUCAUCCCAAUUCAUCCCUAUCUGUGGUUGCCGGUAGUUCAUCAAUCACAUCAGAUUAUGGUAGUGAUACAGCUUAUGAGACAUCUGAGCUGGGAACACCAAGGCUAGGAAAAGAUAAUAGUUCUGAACUUGAUCUUGAUGAUCUAAUAUUGGAUGAAGAUUUGACAAGUCCAAUAGAAAAACUUGUGAAGUAUGGGAUGUCCAAUAUUGAUGAGGGACUUUUUAUGGGACAGACUAUUCUAGAGCAGCUGGAAGGUUUUCCUAGGCAUAAAACUCAUGGCAGACAGGUUAACAGUCUUAUAGGGAAGGAUACAGAGAAUGGAAAUGCUUCUAAAGCUGAAUUUCUUGCUGGGGACAGAAUGGAUUUCUUGCCUGAGGCAGAUGAUGGUAAGGUAAUUAGUCAUGGUCGAAAGCUCUCAGCCGGGAGUGUUGGAAGUGACACAAGUUCUUUAAGGGGAAGUGAAAUGUCAAAUUCUGGAAUUAUAAAUUCAAUAGGUGAUGGCUCCCUUGACCUUCCGGGAGGUGUUGAAGUUUCGAGAACCACGGAAAUUCUCAACAACAUAGAACUGCAUUUCUCGGGUGAUACACAAAUAGUUCUUCCUUUAGAUCAACGUCAUAAAAUGAACAGGAUUCUUAUGACCAUGCAGCAAAGGCUGGUCACAGCGAAAACAGACAUGGAGGAUCUUAUAGCAAGAUUGCACCAAGAGGUAGCUGUGAAAGGUUACCUUACAACAAAGGUCAAGGAUUUGGAAGUGGAACUUGAAACUACGAAACAAAAAAGUAAAGAAAACCUGCAGCAAUCUAUUUUAAUUGAAAGAGAAAGAGUCACUCAAAUGCAGUGGGAUAUGGAGGAACUCCGGAGAAAGACCUUUGAAAUGGAGUUGAAGUUGAAGUCGAAGUGUGAACAGGAUGACAAGUUGUAUCCAGAGUCAACAAAAGUAUCUUCCAAUCAGGAGAAAGACAUGCUGCUGGAGGAGUUGGAUGCUACUAAAAAGCAGCUUGAAAACUUGCUGAAGCAACAUGAAAAACUGGAAAUGAAAUCAAAAUCAGAUAUUAAGGUUCUUGUUAAAGAGGUUAAAUCUCUCAGAAGUUCUCAAACACAAAUGAAGCAGGAGCUGAGUCGAUCUCUAAAGGAAAAAUCAGAAGCAGAGAAACUCCUUCAACAGGAAAGAGAAAGAAGUGAGCUGGAAAACACUGCUAGGAGAAAAUUGUUGUAUGAAUGUGAAAUUCUUCACAAUCAACUUCGAGAAUGCAGCCUUAAUUUCCCCGCAGAAGAUGGAGAUAACUUUGCUAUGAAUUCUUCCCCAUUAUCAGAUGCCUUAGAUCUCUUGACAACAUCUGACAACCAAAUUGGCCGCCUCCUUGCAGAGGCACCACUCUUAGCUCAAGACAAUGAGUAUGUUGUCUCUGGCAUUGAUAAAAAUGACAACAGCAACAAUGAUGUAUCAAGGAUUGAUGAUGAGUUGAGGAAGGUGCUGAAGGAUAUCUUCUUGGAAAAUGCUAGAUUGAGAAAACAGGUCAAUUCGGUUAUCCGGAGGUCUCUCAAAAUGGACAUUACGUCUGAAAACAACCAUGAGGAUUCAUAAGGCAAAACUGCACCACACAAUCUCUCAGAAACAUGAAAGGGGGAUGAUAGUGUAAAUUUUACCUUAAAACCCUCCCCCAACUCUUCCGGGAAAUCAAUCAUCCACCGUUUUAGAUGGUUGGUCUCUCUGAAGUCUCAGUAGUUUCACAUGUAAUUUUGUGAUUUCAUACACGAGAGUCCCAAAGCAGAUACUAUUGAAAGCAACAUUGUACUGUCCUUUUCUUUUACUUGAAUAAGGAGGAAAAAAGAAAUGAUAGGAAAACAUCAGAACACAACUGUUAAAUGAAUUACGGGGCAUGUCUGCAGCAGGGCAUGUAUUGUAAUUAGGCUGGAAUAACUUUAUAGGAUACAAUUUGUUCAUGGCUUGAGGUCCAAGAGCAUAUUGAUCAAACA
Molecule: messenger RNA, 3183 nt
Organism: Vitis riparia (riverbank grape)
Lineage: Eukaryota; Viridiplantae; Streptophyta; Magnoliopsida; Vitales; Vitaceae
Product: PX domain-containing protein EREL1
Exons: 10
Coding region: 635-2791 (718 amino acids)
Biological process (GO): protein transport
Molecular function (GO): phosphatidylinositol binding
Source: RefSeq, a predicted model, not a curated record